This is a messenger RNA of Cryptosporidium muris RN66, 462 nucleotides long. RefSeq lists its product as uncharacterized. The transcript has a single exon. The coding region runs from base 1 to 462 and encodes 153 amino acids. Gene Ontology annotation, biological process: snRNA export from nucleus. Lineage: Eukaryota; Apicomplexa; Conoidasida; Eucoccidiorida; Cryptosporidiidae. The record is from RefSeq and is a predicted model, not a curated record.
AUGAAGAAGCAUGGCUUAUUAAAUAGACUUACGCUUAUUUCAGUGAACGAUCAUAGUAAAGUAGCUCUAUUUAAGCAUAUAAUCAGAAGUUUAAAUGAACCUAACAUAUACUUGAUUGAAAGAGCUGUUUUCUAUCUCCCAGAAAAUUUUUGUAGAUCUAUUUUGCAACAGACUCUCGCAAUUGUUAGAGAUGGAGGUUAUAGGACUUAUGAUAACUCUCGCUUCAAGAGUCCUGGAGGGAUAUUUUUGAGAAUACUUAAGAAUAGUAUUACUAAGGAUGAAUUAAAGCUGAUUUGGAAUACUAAGAAGAAAAAAAAGAAACAAGAAAAGAAGAGAAUAAAAAAUCAGGAUGUAUCUUUAAGUAGAACUAUAAAAAGUACAUAUUCUGAUGAAGAAGGAGCCUUAUCACCAAUAUCUAUACUUACAGAUGAUUUACAUGAUACUCUACUUAUUAAAAAUUGA